AUAGAAAUCUGAUGAAGUCUCUGGUUUCGCUGGUUUUGUUUCGAGAAUAAUUUCUAAUCUUUCUUUGUCAGUUAAAAAUUAAAAUACUUUUGUUUUCAAAAAUAUAAUUUACUCUAUAUUAUUAAUAGCAGGAGCAAUGUUGGGGUCGGGAGAUAGCGGCUAUAUUGUAAAAUUGCGUGGCCUGCCUUUCUCCACCACCGUCGAAGAUGUCAUCGAUUUUCUAAACGGGGUUAAAAUAGUUGAUGGGAAAGCUGGUGUGUAUUUAACUGAAAUACGUCCAGGACGUCCAUCAGGAGAAUGCUUUGUAGAAGUUGAAAGUCAAGAGGAUGUGGACCUUGCACUCAAAAAAGACAAGGAAAAUUUAGGAAAAAGAUACAUUGAAGUAUUUGCAACUGAUCGGCAAGACAUGGAAUGGGCUCUUAAUGCCAUGCGGCAAAAUGAAAAUGGAUUUGACAAUGUUCCAUUUGUCUCUGAUGACAUGGGUAUUGUGAAACUCCGGGGCUUGCCUUAUGGUUGCUCCAAAGAAGAAAUUGUACAAUUCUUUGAUGGUAUUCCGGUGGCACCGGACGGUGUCCACUUGCUCUCGGAUCAGACGGGGCGGGCUUCGGGCGAGGCGUUUGUAUACUUCGUAGACAAGGAGAGCGCACAAGAGGCUCUCAUCAGAGACAGGGAGAAAAUAGGACACAGGUACAUAGAGGUGUUCCCGAGCGACAGUGAGGAGGUGCGCGCGUACGGCGGCGGCGGCGGGGGGCGCGGGGAGGGCGGCCCGGCGCGCGCGUGUCGCGGCCCCCGCCCGCCCCGCCCCGCGCCCUACGCCCGCGGCGCGCGCCCCCCCGGACCCCGGUACAACAAUUUCGGGAUGGGUCGCGGCGGCGGCGGCGGGGGCGGGGGGUCGCGGCCCGGCGGGACCCACUGCGUGCACAUGCGGGGCCUGCCCUUCAGGGCCACGGCGCAAGAUAUAGCUUACUUCUUCAAGCCGAUCCGUCCCGUGAACAUCAACAUCCUAUUCGACAAUUCGGGUCGGCCCUCUGGAGAGGCUGACGUCGACUUCGAGUGCCACGAAGACGCCAUGAGGGCGAUGAGGCGGGACAAGAACAACAUGGACCACCGCUACAUCGAGCUGUUCAUGAACUCCGCGCCGGGGGCGGGCGGCUUCAAGGGCAACCGGAACUUCAACAGGAACUACUGAACCGCUCGUCCGCCGCGACGUCCAACUGUUCUAGAUUAUGUUCUCCCAUUCUUUAAUUAAUUAUAUUACUUAGUUAUUACAUGCUGAGAGCGCACAGUAAAUGUCGUCACUUGUAAACUGGAGGCUGGAAACGUGCUCACGAGUACUCACAGCCGGCAGCCCAUUAGCGAUGCGCUCGCAGACCUCCGGAAAGGUUCGCGAACAGAACGUGUAAUAAUGCGACGAGGAGAUUUUGUUGAAGAACACGGACGCUUUCAUUUCGUAGUUUGUUUUGUUCGUAAACUGAAACUUGAUGUACAUUUGUUUGGACGAUUCGAUAUUUUGAAAAUAAAAUUACUUUAUCUUCGCUUUGAUGUUUUAGGAAUAACUCGUGUCCUUAUAGAUCUGUAUGUAGGUCAACAUUGCGGUGCAGAGGGAACUAACUGUACGGCGCGGUGCCUUACCGUCAAAAGGGAUGGUAUUUCAUUUAAAAAAGUUAACACUAAUAUUAUUUGUAUUUUUACAAAAAAAAAAAAUAUAGGUAGAGGUCCUAGAAAUGAAUUUGUCUUUUUCAAGUUGAAAGCAUUGAGUAUUUACAUUAGAACAAUAGAGUGUACUUAAAAUUGUAAUACUUUCAUGUAAUCUAUAACUCUCUUUAAGAAACAAGACUAAUAUCUAGAUAAUGAAAUUAUAUGUAAAAAUAGAAUGGUAUAUAAUAUCUUUCUCGCUGUUCUGGUUGUCAGUAGCCCAGUAGGAGAACUCGAUCAGUAAAUAGUAGCUUCAUUUAAAGACGCGGCUGGCGACACAAGCACAGGAACAAAUCGUUAAUGUAGCCGUGUAAUAUACAUUUAGAGUUUUCAAAAAUAUAAAAGACACUCCUGUGUGUUAAACAGACCAACUUAUAGUGUUAUUAUUUGACAAAGUCCUCGCGUACCCUCCGCACACACGUAUACGCACACCUACAAUAAGUGAUACAGCUCACGUCGGCGUGCGACCUACACAAUAUAUAUAAAACCGACUUUUUGUUUUAUUUUUAAAAUUAUCUAUUUGAGGGUAUUUUAGUAGCUCGAGCAGUAGCUGCGUCCGCGGAGGGCGGGGACAUCUCGCUGCAGCCGAAUCUAUAUUUUUUAACAAAAACUUAUGCCGAGCAUUUUUCGCACUGUCUCGUUCGGUUUAUUUGAAAUUAUAUUAAAACUUACUGCCGAUGCUGGGACUCCUGUAAACUGUACAAAUGCAAAUAGAAGUAUCUACCUCUUCAGAAAUAUUUUUUGUAUUGGUUAAAAAAAUUAAAGUUUUAUUACCAAAUAAA
Messenger RNA from Bombyx mandarina (wild silkworm), 2477 nucleotides. RefSeq names its product heterogeneous nuclear ribonucleoprotein F. Lineage: Eukaryota; Metazoa; Arthropoda; Insecta; Lepidoptera; Bombycidae. The record is from RefSeq and is a predicted model, not a curated record. Gene Ontology annotation, molecular function: RNA binding.